This is a messenger RNA of Tupaia belangeri chinensis (Chinese tree shrew), 1145 nucleotides long. RefSeq names its product protein tyrosine phosphatase receptor type C associated protein (gene PTPRCAP). The record is from RefSeq and is a predicted model, not a curated record. The coding region runs from base 330 to 950 and encodes 206 amino acids. NCBI's taxonomy places the organism in Eukaryota, Metazoa, Chordata, Mammalia, Scandentia, Tupaiidae. The transcript has 2 exons.
GAGGCAGACUUGUGGACACCUCCACAGCCAUGACCUGCUUUGAGCUGGGUGCCCAGGUCUUCCCCGUGGAGGUGUGGAUACAGGCCCCACAGUCCCAGCCUCAUCCAGAAAGAGAUCUGUGAGGAUUUGGCAUGGUCAGGAUGUUCCUGCGAGGCCAAGGCCCCUCUCAGGGUCCCAUGGUAGGGACAAGUGGGUGGGGUUUUGUGGGCAGGAAGCGGAAGCGUGUCGGGUAACCCCCAGCUGCAGUUGAAAGCACAAGAACUCACUCCUUGCCCUACACUAAGCCGGAGCUGGAGGUGGGCGCCCAGCGCAGAAAGGCCAGUGGACCAAUGGCUCUGCCCUGCACCCUAGGGCUUGGUGCACUGCUGGCCCUCCCAGGGGCCCUGGGCUCCGGUGGGAGUACUGAGGACAGCGUGGGCUCCAGCUCAGUCAUUGUGGUCCUUCUGUUGCUGCUGCUGCUGCUGCUGGGCGCUGGCUUGGCCCUGGCCUGGCACCGCCUCAGCCGCGACUCAGGGGGCUACUACCACCCGGUUCGCCUGGGGGCUGUGCUGUGGGGUCGCACUCGUCGCCUGUUCUGGGCCAGCCCUCCAGGCCGCUGGCUUCGGGCCCAGGCUGAGCUGGGGCCAUCAGAUGACCCAGAACAGCAGGAGGAUGAGCAAGAUGCGGAAGACGACUACUGCACAGGCGGAGGCCUGGAAGCGGCCGAAGCCCGGGAAGACGAGCAGCUGUGCAGAGAGGGGUGUGGCCCAGGGCAGGUCCUGGAGCAGGCUGAAGAAGCCCCUGACGGUGACAUCGAAGGGGGCCUAGGCCUCGGCUCCCAGGGGCCAGCAGGCUCUGGGGGCAGUGCUGAAGCCCUGCUGAGUGGCCUGCAUGCCUUUGCGGGCAGUGCGGCCUGGGACGAUAGCUCCAAGGCAGCUGGGGGCCAGGGCCUCCAUGUCACCGCACUAUAGGGGCAAACCUCAAUGGCCCGCUCCCGCCACGGCCACUCAUGUGCCUCUGCUUCUCUGGACACAGCCUGCUCUGGACUUGGGGUCCCCCUAAACCCCACAUAGAGCACCUCAGACUGUUGCCCCUCACCAGUUCCCAAGACUGUGCAUCCCUACAGGCACCAGCCAGCCAUUAAAUAAAACCCGUCCAGGCCCGUG